Messenger RNA from Ambispora gerdemannii, 474 nucleotides. The record is from the annotation of a GenBank genome assembly. Lineage: Eukaryota; Fungi; Glomeromycota; Glomeromycetes; Archaeosporales; Ambisporaceae.
AUGGUUAAAGUACUGUCGAAACAACGUAGAAUUGGGGGAAAUAAUACACCCGCACCAUCUACUGGAGAAGUUGAACAUGAAUUAGGCCAAACAUUGCCAGGUAAUCGAAGAAGCCGAAGAACUUCCAUUGAUAGUCGAAGAAGUCGAAGAAGUCGUAGACGGUCAGCAUCUCCAUCUCCACCCCGUGAUGCAAUAAAUACUAAUACAAACAAUCCUAGUGUGGAAAAUCCUGAACAAAAUAUUGAUCAUGCUGGCUCUACUGAAACAUCAUCUCUUCAACCACCACCACCACCUUAUGAGGCCACAGAUGAAGCACGAAAUAAUUCUUCAGAAAUGAAUCAGAGCCAAGUUGUUUCUAACCGUGAAGUAGUUGUCUCUGGUAAUAUAACCUUGUCUCAAAACGACAGUAAUGUUAGUAUGUAUGAUGUGGAAGAUAGUCAAACAUUUCCUAAUAUGGAAACAAUAAAUGAAUAG